Molecule: messenger RNA, 1708 nt
Organism: Desarmillaria tabescens
Lineage: Eukaryota; Fungi; Basidiomycota; Agaricomycetes; Agaricales; Physalacriaceae
Product: CoA-transferase family III domain-containing protein
Exons: 7
Coding region: 72-1406 (444 amino acids)
Molecular function (GO): catalytic activity
Source: RefSeq, a predicted model, not a curated record
CCGAUGCAAGCCCGAUGAGGAUGAUCAAUAAUCUGAACACGGCAUUUUCGGGCUGAUCCUUCCUUCUCACGAUGGAACUCGCCUCGUCUCUCUGGCUCUCUACUGGGCUCCCAGAAGCAAGUCUGCGCCACCUUCACCUCGACGAACCCGCGAAGCCGAUAUCGUCUUCGUUCAAACUGGGAGACGUAGCACAGGCAGCUAUAGGUCUAUCAGCCCUGUCCGCCGCCUACUUUCACCAACUGCGAACGGGUGUUGAGCAAGAAGUGUCGGUGGAUUCGAGGCACGCAGCACUAGAGUUUCAUAGCGAAGCACACUAUACUCUCGACGGCGUCAAACCUGGAUCAAUCUGGGAUUCGAUAGCGGGAUUGUACAAGACUCGGAACGGCGGACAUGUGAGGAUCCACACAAACUUCCCUCAUCACCGUAAAGGUAUACUCGGCAUCCUCAAUAUCCCUGAUACCCCAACCGUGAUGCGUCCCCAAGUCCAAGAGGCGCUUGUCCAAUGGGACUCGAUUGACUUUGAAACAGAAGCAGUACGACGGGGGAUGUGUGCCACCGCCUACCGGUCCUUCGACGAAUGGAACGCCCAUCCACAAGCAGAGGCUCUCCGCGGAAUCCCGCCAGUCACACUAACCAAAAUUGGAGAAGCUCCGAAGCGCCGUCUGACUGGAGGAACACGCCCACUGGAAGGCAUCCGCGUCCUAGACUUAAGCCGCGUCCUAGCAGGUCCCGUAGCAGGACGGACUCUAGCAGCACACGGCGCCGACGUCCUCCUCGUCACGUCUCCACAUCUUCCUGCCCUGCCCGUCCUGGACGCAGACACUUCUCGAGGCAAGCGCACUACGCAGUUGGAUCUGAACACCCAGGAAGGGAGGGAUAAGCUAGGAGAGCUGUGUGAGGAGGCGGAUGUGUUUCUGCAGGCGUAUCGGCCGGGAGGGUUAGAGGCGAGGGGGUUCGGAGUUGGGGUGGGUAGACCUGGGAUGGUGUAUGCGAGUUUGAACACUUGGGGAUGGGACGGUCCGUGGAAGGACCGGCGAGGUUUUGACUCCCUCGUUCAAACAGCUACGGGCUUCAAUGCAGACGAAGGAGCUGCGUUUGGAGAAUCGGGUCCGCGUCCUCUUCCGAUGCAAGCGCUCGACCAUGCGGCGGGGACUGUAACGGAAGGUGGAUCGUGGGAGGUACGCGUCUCUCUGGCGGCUGUAGGACAAUGGAUCCGGUCUCUGGGUAGGGUGCCGGUGCCGACGGAGCAGAUUGAUGAGCACGUCGAAGAGUUGUUGGUUGAUUGGGAAGGAGAGAGGAAGAUGAGGGCGCUCAGACAUGCAGCGAUUAUGUCUGCGACGCCGGUAAAGGUGGGAAAUGCACCUGCGAGUCUUGAUAUGCAUGCCCCAGAGUGGUUGCCGAUAUGAUGGUUUACUUAUGGUAUAUACCAUCAUAGACAGGCAAUUAUUUAAUCCAGUGUCGUGCAAAGUUUUUUUUUUUCAGAAUCAGAAAAGCUGUUACUUACGGCGAAGCACCUUCCUCCAUGUUGAUACCUGAUUUCUCUGUUCUUAGGAAUUCUUUGCUGAGAGCGAAAUUUUUACUCAGCGCCUAGGCGGUAUUCUAGGCUUUAUUGAUGAGCAUUUUCGCUGUUCAUGAUACACAGCAGGUAGUUCUUCAAUUCUUGGGCACGCAUACAUGUCAGUAAUCCUUACUUCGCUGCUUCCUGCAU